AGAAGAAAUUAUAGCCAUGAGUGGAAGGGGCAAAGGCGGCAAAGGACUCGGAAAAGGAGGCGCCAAGCGUCACCGUAAAGUUCUUCGUGAUAACAUCCAGGGAAUCACCAAACCCGCCAUCCGCCGUCUGGCUCGCCGUGGCGGAGUGAAGCGUAUCUCUGGUCUGAUCUACGAGGAGACCCGCGGUGUGCUGAAGGUGUUCCUGGAGAACGUGAUCCGUGACGCCGUUACCUACACCGAGCACGCCAAGCGGAAGACCGUGACCGCCAUGGACGUGGUGUACGCUCUGAAGAGACAGGGUCGCACUCUGUACGGCUUCGGCGGUUAAACCUACUCAUACCAAUUGAAGUAAUUAAACGGCUCUUUUAAGAGCCACACACCUCACUGUAAGAGCUUUGGGUUUGAGUGAUAGUAAUGUGGGAUACUACUGACUUCUUUUGCGAUCCAAUACAAAGUAAAACUUUUGGUGGUAUCGACAAUACUGAUCCGAUACUUUGUACAAGAACUUGUUUUAUUCUUUACAUAUUUUAUUGUAUCUCAAAUUACAGCGUCAUCAU
Oreochromis niloticus (Nile tilapia) is the source of this 557-nucleotide messenger RNA. Its product is annotated as histone H4. The transcript has a single exon. Gene Ontology annotation, cellular component: nucleosome. The record is from RefSeq and is a predicted model, not a curated record. Bases 17 to 328 code for a protein of 103 amino acids. Gene Ontology annotation, molecular function: structural constituent of chromatin; DNA binding; protein heterodimerization activity. NCBI's taxonomy places the organism in Eukaryota, Metazoa, Chordata, Actinopteri, Cichliformes, Cichlidae.